Arabidopsis lyrata subsp. lyrata is the source of this 657-nucleotide messenger RNA. RefSeq names its product dolichol phosphate-mannose biosynthesis regulatory protein. Lineage: Eukaryota; Viridiplantae; Streptophyta; Magnoliopsida; Brassicales; Brassicaceae. The coding region runs from base 239 to 481 and encodes 80 amino acids. Gene Ontology annotation, molecular function: enzyme regulator activity. Gene Ontology annotation, biological process: GPI anchor biosynthetic process. The record is from RefSeq and is a predicted model, not a curated record. The transcript is spliced from 3 exons. Gene Ontology annotation, cellular component: dolichol-phosphate-mannose synthase complex; endoplasmic reticulum membrane.
CACUACAAGAGUCCUGCAAGUGUUUGAUAUCUUGCUAGGUCAACUCUGAUUCGUUUUAGACAGUUUGUUGAGCUCUGUGUAUAUGAUGUCUAGCAAAUCAUAGGUCCGGUGACUAUUGUUCUUCAACUGUUUUAAUUUCGAGAUGCCUUGUGCAGUAGCACAGUUUGCAUACCAUCAGAACCUAAAACCAUGGCAUUAGCUGGUCUAAUGGGAAAAUCUAGGUUUUGAACUUGACAAAAUGGAAUUAGCGGAUCGAGCAGUCGGGCUUCUACUUUCUUCAAUCAGCUUAUCCAUAUUCACGUACUAUACUUUUUGGGUCAUCAUCCUGCCAUUCGUAGAUAGUGAUCACUUCAUCCACAAGUACUUCUUGCCCCAAGACUAUGCCAUUCUCGUACCUGUGUUUGCCGGCAUAGCUCUCCUCUCUCUCAUUUCCGUAUUCAUCGGCAUGGUCAUGCUCAAAUCCAAAAAGAAGAAGGCUUGAUUUCAACUUUUACAUUGAGGCAAUGUUCUGUUCUUGUUUCUUAACUUGUCCCUACUUUGUUUUGGUCUUUCAGAGGUUUAGUCCUGAACUUUAAAUGGUGUAGUUGAACCGUACGAGACUAUGUCAUAUGAUCUUGAAUACAUAUAGACAUAUUAAGUUCAAAUCUUUUCUUGGAA